Messenger RNA from Pyricularia pennisetigena, 483 nucleotides. RefSeq lists its product as uncharacterized. The record is from RefSeq and is a predicted model, not a curated record. Bases 1 to 483 code for a protein of 160 amino acids. The transcript has a single exon. Lineage: Eukaryota; Fungi; Ascomycota; Sordariomycetes; Magnaporthales; Pyriculariaceae.
AUGAUUGCCCAAAAUUUCGUUCUCGCGAUCCUCCCUCUCCUAUCUCUCGCUGGCGCACUGCCAAUCGUCCAAAUCAGCCCCCUCGGCCCGUUGUCAAGCAACGCUGCGUUGGAUGGCGCAACGUCGCAGGGCACGACGAACGAUCCGCCCGCCGACUCGGCUGGGGUCCAGCGACGCGACCAAUACGGAGGCGUUCGCAGCAAGCCCAAGCCGUUCUUUCCCAUCUUCUCCUCCUUCAAGUGGCCUAGGCUGCCCGGGCAGACCCGCUUUCCCGGCACGGGGCGUCGGUUGGGCAGCGCUUCGGAGGAGACUGCCAGCACCUGGCCUGACGCCUUGUCCUCUGAGGAAUCCACCAAGGGGCGAUCGCCCAAGGAAUCAGUCAAGGGCCAGCUCCAGGUCAACGGCCAGCGUCAGUCUCAUGUCGGCCCGCACUCUUUCAAAACUCAAUUUGGCAGCCCGAACAACUUUGAGAACGAGGGUUGA